Stylonychia lemnae is the source of this 2700-nucleotide messenger RNA. The record is from the annotation of a GenBank genome assembly. Lineage: Eukaryota; Ciliophora; Spirotrichea; Sporadotrichida; Oxytrichidae.
AUGAUCAAAAUCCUUGAUUGCAUCAAUCAAAAUGAAAGCUCUGCCUUGAUUGACUAAAGCCUGACUGCUAAAUCAGUAUAAGUCGCCCGCAAAAGUGUGCUAGAAAAGUUUACUAGUCUAUUCAGAUCAAAUAAGUAAAGGGAAGAAUUAUAUAUGGAGUACAAUGAUUUACAGGAUUAUUUAGAACCAACACUAGAAUUUGAAUACGAAGAUCGUCCUCCUUUUUCAUCGUUGAAACCGAAACAAAAGAAAAUGUAUGUUUUACAUAUGUGGAAGUUAGCUUAUAUCAAGGCGGAAGCUAUUGCAAGAUUUUUGAGAGUUUAACAAUAUGUGAGGACUAAAAUAGAUCUGUUUGGUUUAUAAGUUAAUAAAGAUGGAAAGUAAAAAAGAAAGAAUGAAAAUAAUUUAGAUAAAGAUGACAAAGAGCUGAUUGCUGAGGAACAAGAGCUCUCAAUAUUCAUCAUUUUACCAAACAGCUUCUUUAAUAUUUGCUGGUGCUUGACCAUGCUUUUCUUCCAAGUUUAUGUAUCUGUGUAUAUGCCUUACAACAUUUGCUUCAAUGAUGAAGUAUUGUCUGGAGGCAAUCUAGUAUCAGAAUAUUUCGUAGAUUUGUUAUUCGCUUUCGACAUUUUAGUGAAUUUCUAUGUGCUUAGUGCUUUACCAUCAUAACUCAUGGAAAUAGGUUUUAAUGAUUCUGGUGAUGUAACCUCAUUUAACAGAGAAACUACAAUAAAAAUGCUUGCAAAAAUGUAUAAGUUAGUGAGGCUGGGAAAAUUAAGGUUUAUUUUGAAAAUAUUUAGAAAAAUAAGGCUAGUCUAAGUAAUCAAAGCCAAAUUAAAGCUGAGUGCUGCAUUUUUUAGAAUGCUUUUUACACUAUUGAUUGCAUGCUUGUCAAUUCACUUAGUUUCAUGUCUUUGGUUCCUAGCGGCGAAAUACAAAAACUUUAGUCCUGAAACUUGGGUAGUCAGGCUAGGUCUAUAAGAUAAUACAAGAAGUUAACUCUAUUUAGAAUGUUUAUAUUGGUCACUGCAAACAGUUGCAACAGUUGGAUAUGGUAAUUUUGGAGCAGUAACUAUCCCUGAACUUCUAUUAUGUCUCAUUUGGAUGGUUUUUGGUGUAGGUUUCUACUCAUUUAUCAUUGGUAACCUUUCACUGAUUAUUGCCAACGGAAACACUAAUUCAGAAAAUUUAAAUAGCAAGCUAAAGUCUAUAGAUGAAUUUUCUAAAAAGACUAAUAUGCCUGAAGAUUUAGCAUUCAAGAUCAAAACCUACAUCGAAAAAAAUUUCGAUGAGCUAUAUGGACAAUAAGAUGAGAGUAUUUUCUUACCUGAGUUGCCUAACACUUUGAAGGAAGAGAUUUUCAACUACAGAUACAGUGAUUUAAUCCAGUCAUUUGAGUUCUUGAGAAAUUGUGAAGAUAGGAGAUUCGUCAAGGAAUGCAUCUAAGUAAUGAAAAAGAUAAAGGUUGAUAAAGAUGAUGUAAUAUAUGGCGAUGGAGAUCUUUCUGAAGAAACUUAUUUUAUUAAAAGAGGAUAGGUGAAAGUAUAUGACACUUCUGGUGUGCCUUUUAUUGAUUAUGGAGAAGGAUAGGAGUUUGGUGAUAUAGAGGUUGUAUUGUCUAUUCCUAGAGAAGGAAAAGCUGUAGCUCUAGUAGAUUGCAUUUUUUACCUUCUUCACAAGGACGAUCUUCUGUAAAUAAUUGAACAAAAUACUAGGAUGAGGCAUAUAUUAUUUUAGGAAGCUUAACUAAAAAAAUAAGAAUAUGAUAAGAAAAGAGAAUAAGUUAGAUAAAUAUAACCAAUUUUUGGAAGGAAAAUAGUUUCAAUUGUAAAGAAUCAGUUCUUGGAUCAGUCUAAAAUCAGCAAAUUUGGAAUGUCAGUGAAGAAUAAACUUAAGAAAAAAUAAGAUUAGCCAGAUAGUAAAUUAGAAACUUAAAGAAAUGAAGGUUCAAGGCGUGGAUCAAUAAACUCAAAGAAUUCUUAUAAUAGCAAAAGCAGAAAAGCAACCAAAUUUUUCACAAUAAGAGGGUAGACUUAAAAUGAAAUCAAAGAAAAUGAUUCUGAAUUAGAUGAAAGAUGCGGUAGUAAAAAAAAUAAUCCAUUAUCAACAACUAACUUGAACAAUGAAUACUUUGAAUUCGCAGAUUUUGAGAAUGGAUUUAUGAAAGCUGUAUAAAAAAAUCAUAAGAAAAUUAGAGAGCAGAACACGAGUAAGAUGGAUAAAGACCCAGAAUUUACCAAAAGCGUUGCUGAUUUAUUAUAAAGUGAUAUAUCUCAUUUGGACUCACAAGUAACAUCUAGGCCUAAUCUUAGCCAAAAUAUAAUCAAGAUUGAAGAUCUUAAGAAAUAGUAUGAAUCGAAAAAUAAGGUAUCUACAAGGUAAUCAUAUGAUAGGCAAACUUAACUGUUUGCAGAGAAAAUUUAAUCACACGAAGAUCCUCAAAUUCUAUAAUUAAUGGGGGACGAUUUAGCCGAAGAAGGGCUGGAAAAUUUGGCUAGAUUUAACUAAGAUAUGAGUAUGAUUGCAAGAAACGUAUUUGAAGUCUAUAAUUUAUUUGAUGCACUUGGAGCGGAUUAACAAAAUGCUUUCAGAAGAAUAUAGCAACUAGAAGAAAAAACUAUAGCUCUAGAAGAGCUGCAAACUGAAAAUGCUUAAAUAAUCGAGUAAAUAAUAUAAUUGCAAGACUAAAUCUAGCCAUGA